AGAGAGAGAGAGAGAGAGAGAGAGAGACAGAGAGAGGGAUCGGAGAAAGAGAGAAGACAAUAUGAGUUUCAGAGAAGAGAGUGACGAUGGGAGAGAUCUGAAGAAGCCAUUUCUUCAUACGGGUAGUUGGUACAGAAUGGGUUCGAGACAGUCGAGUAUGAUGAGUUCGUCUCAGGCGAUUCGUGACAGGUCUAUCUCUGUUCUCGCCUGUGUUCUCAUCGUUGCUUUGGGUCCUAUCCAGUUCGGUUUCACUGCUGGUUAUUCUUCACCAACACAAACUGCCAUCACUGACGAGCUUGGACUUACAGUAUCAGAGUUCUCUUUAUUUGGUUCUUUAUCAAAUGUGGGUGCAAUGGUUGGGGCAAUAGCUAGCGGUCAGAUUGCUGAGUAUAUGGGGCGAAAAGGGUCGUUGAUGAUCGCAGCCAUCCCAAAUAUCCUUGGUUGGCUUGCCAUUUCAUUUGCUAAAGAUUCUUCUUUUCUCUAUAUGGGAAGGUUGUUGGAAGGCUUUGGUGUGGGUAUAAUCUCUUACACAGUUCCCGUAUAUAUAGCUGAGAUAGCGCCUCAAAACUUGAGAGGGGGAUUAGGUUCAGUUAACCAGCUGUCUGUCACAAUUGGAAUAAUGCUGGCUUAUUUGCUGGGACUUUUUGUUAAUUGGAGAAUACUUGCAGUUCUGGGAAUAUUGCCGUGUCUAAUAUUGAUACCUGGCCUAUUUUUCAUUCCAGAAUCCCCUAGGUGGCUGGCAAAAAUGGGAAUGACAGAAGAUUUUGAAGCUUCUUUGCAAGUGCUCCGAGGGUUUGACACUGACAUCUCCAUUGAAGUAAAUGAAAUCAAGAGAUCUGUAGCAUCAACCAGCAGAAGAACUGCGAUCCGUUUCUCAGACCUCAAACAAAGAAGAUAUUGGUUUCCCCUGAUGGUCGGAAUUGGAUUGCUUUGCCUGCAACAGUUGUCUGGAACUAAUGGUGUUCUCUUCUAUUCCAGUACCAUUUUCUCAGCUGCUGGGAUUUCAUCAAGUAACGUUGCUACAUUUGGACUUGGUGCUAUUCAGGUUGCUGCCACUGGAAUUGCUACAUGGUUGGUUGACAAAACAGGCCGUAGAAUUUUACUCAUUGUCUCAUCCUCUACAAUGACUGUUAGCCUCCUAGUUGUUGCAAUUUCAUUCUUUAUAAAGGAUUCUAUAUCGUCUGAUUCUACCCUUUAUAGCAUAUUGGGAAUCUUAUCACUAGUUGGAGUUGUGGGCAUGAUAGUUGGAUUUUCUCUUGGAAUGGGGCCAAUUCCGUGGGUGAUAAUGUCAGAGAUCCUUCCAAUCAAUAUUAAGGGCCUUGCUGGAAGUGUAGCGACAUUGGCCAACUGGUUUUUUGCCUGGGUGGUUACGAUGACUGCAAACUUGCUUUUAAGUUGGAGCAGCGGAGGAACAUUUACUAUAUAUAUGGUUAUGUCCGCGUUCACUGUGGUAUUUGUGUAUCUGUGGGUGCCUGAGACAAAGGGAAGGACUCUGGAAGAAAUCCAGAUUUCAUUAAGAUGAUAUUCUCAAUUUUUUUCUUCUCUUUUUUUUUUUUCUUCGAGAUUUUCCUUCUUCUUGUUGUUGUUGGUAGUCAGAGAAACCAAUCUUGUUUUUUGUUUUGCGAAAUUAAACACAUAAAAAGACUAAAAAUAUGUGCAUAUGCGACUUUUGAUGUUGUCUGUGCAAA
This is a messenger RNA of Camellia sinensis, 1688 nucleotides long. RefSeq names its product sugar transporter ERD6-like 6. The record is from RefSeq and is a predicted model, not a curated record. Gene Ontology annotation, cellular component: membrane. Gene Ontology annotation, biological process: carbohydrate transport; transmembrane transport. NCBI's taxonomy places the organism in Eukaryota, Viridiplantae, Streptophyta, Magnoliopsida, Ericales, Theaceae. Gene Ontology annotation, molecular function: sugar transmembrane transporter activity.